AUGCGGUAUGGCAUGCCAUUGCCCGACUUGCCAAGUCAUUGCGUUUGUGGGUCUGCAUUUUCCGUCAACCACGCAUUAUCGUGUAAAAGAGGAGGUUUUGUGGCCCGAAGGCAUGACGGUGUUCGUGAUUUACUGACCACUCUGCUCAGCAGAGUAUGCAACAACGUGGAAGCCGAACCAAAAAUCAUGCCAUUGGACAAUGAACAAUUCCGUUUACAGUCCACCAACAGAAGCCCGGAUGCGCGAUUGGAUAUCAAAGCUGGCGAGUUUUGGGCAAGAGGAGUUACAUCAUUUUUUGACGUCCGUGUAUCGCAUGUAAACUCCCAAUGUCAUCAAAACAAAGCCACAUCUGAUAUCUUUAAGGAACAAGAAGCCGAGAAGAAAAGAAAGUACCAACAGAGAAUCUUAGACGUGGAAAUGGGAACAUUUACGCCUUUAGUCUUUGGAACGAAUGGAGGAGUUGGAGACGAAUGCCAGAAAUUCUUAAAGCAUCUUGCCGAGAAAUUGUCGAGGAAAAACGGAGAAGAUUACGCAACAGUUAUUACCUGGAUCAGAACAAGAUUGUCUUUCGAAAUAUUGAAAUCGGUGCAUUUGUGCAGGAGAGGAUGUAGAUCGCCAUUUCGUGCGAAAGAUGAACAUAUAGACGAGUUCAAAUUAAACUCUGUUACAGCAGAGGUUUUUUAA
Molecule: messenger RNA, 684 nt
Organism: Paramuricea clavata
Lineage: Eukaryota; Metazoa; Cnidaria; Anthozoa; Malacalcyonacea; Plexauridae
Source: the annotation of a GenBank genome assembly